Molecule: messenger RNA, 2185 nt
Organism: Eurytemora carolleeae
Lineage: Eukaryota; Metazoa; Arthropoda; Copepoda; Calanoida; Temoridae
Exons: 15
Coding region: 1-1179 (392 amino acids)
Source: RefSeq, a predicted model, not a curated record
AUGACCAACCUUGAAGAGACAAGCUGGCUUGAGGAGGAAGAAUGGGCUCAACGCUGUGCAAUGAGUUUUAAUUCAGAUCCUGGAACAAGUCGUCUUCUGCAUAAUAUAUGUACACAACUUGGUCAAUUGCUUAGACCUAAUUUUGAAUCUGCAAAGAAUGCUGAAAGUAUGGAAACAAUUCUUGGAGAGGAAUUCAUCAAAACGUACAUUUACCCAAAUGAAGAUAAUUUGAAGAUUUCCGAUGAAAGUUGGAGUAAAAAGGAAAAACCGAAUAUUCAGACAUUAGAACACCUACAGGAGGUUGUUGAUGAACAGCUUGUGGCAGCAUCAGGUCAGGGUGACCCUAAGCUGUUGGAACUGCUGAUGCAGAGCCAGAGACAAGUUUUUCACAAGAUUUUUCAGCAUCAGCGCAAGGAGGAAAAUAACAAACAUAUCCAGUUUUUAAUUUGUAAAGCAAAUGAGCUCAAUCUACCAUCUCAUCAUCUUAUUGAUUUGAUUACAGGCUUCAAAUUCCGAUGUCUACCUUUUCCCCCAAUACUACGAACACAGCUGUGGGAUUUGCUCCUCGAAAAUCACCAGAUUGAUCGUUCAGCAAGAUUUUCCCAAACUGGUUCCGCUUUCCUUGAAUUCUCUACAAUGCAAGAAACCAUCAUCAGGGAAAUCUUAAAAUCUAGUUCCCAGGAUUUAAACGCAUCAGAGAAAUUGGAAAUGGAGCUUCAAAUCAAACUUUUAUUGAAAGCUGGAAAACUGACAGGACAAUCUCAGAAAGGGAAAUGUGCCUGGGUUGUACCUUUUGUAGAAAAUCACUUUCACUCUCAAGAGAAAAAGAAAGAUGUUGAAAUGAAAAAAGAAAGUUCUGCCAUCUUUCAUCAACCUCCAGAGAGAAUUCUGAUUACAAGAUAUCUUCUUUUUUUGCAAACAUUUUACCCCUCCAGGUCUUUUAUCAGCGAGGUUCUACUGGAUACUUUUGAUGCUUUAGCUCAUAUUGAUGAAGACAUUAUCAAAGAUAUGAUCGGUUAUUAUCAAAAUUCGCUGCACAAGGAUAUGGCGUAUGCUCCUGCAAAAGCCCUGGUUGGACCUUGGCUCAAGAAUGGUUUUGUUACAGUUUUAAACACAGAGUGUAGACAGGUCGUAAUUAAAGGGACAGUGCACAUAAUUUCAAGUGUAGACAGGUCGUAAUUAAAGGGACAGUGCACAUAAUUUCAAGUGUAGACAGGUCACAAUUAAAAGGACAGUGCACAUAAUUUGAGGUGUAGACAGGUCACAAUUAAAGGGACAGUUCACAUAAAUGUAGGAUUUACAACAUUUGAAACUAUACAUAAGCACAAAUGGUUUUUUAUCUAAAUAUAAAUGAUUUCGGGAUUAUGCAGCAAAGAAAAAGAAGGAUAUUUCUCCCAGAAAGAAAAGAAGACGACAUCUUCCUCAUUCUUUUCAGUCAAAUAUUUCCAGGGUACCGUUGUCAAUCGGGCGUUUAGGGGGGGAUAAAUGAAGUCGUAGCGGCAGUACCUAACAUGACGUACUAACUAAAUUUUAAAAGUACAAAAAUAAAAUGAAGUAAUUAAAAAAUAUACUAUGCUUGUCUGGGUGGAUGUUUGUUUGUUUGUGUUCAAUAAACGUCAAAACGGCCCACAUUUUUUAUGAUACCUCACAUGUUCCCAGGGAAGAUUUAUAGAUGAUCAAAAUUUUGAAUUUUUGCCUCAGUCAAAAUUCGAAUUUUGAAAAUCCAAAAUUUUUUUUUGUUUUUUAAUGUAUACAAAGAGAAAAUGUUCACAGUUAAAAUAGAAGAUUGGCUCUCAGAGACUGUAAUACACCGACUGCGCAUAACUCCUUUGGGCUUCUCUCUCUGGGUUUUCCUUUAUCAUGUUAUAAAAUUGAAACAAAGGAAAUGUGUUUUUUUUCACAAACUCUAAUUUUUUAUCUAUUUUAUAUUUAUCUUUGCAACACUGUGUCGUAGACCAUGUGUAUUUACACCAUCAGGUUUCAAAGAUAUAGGAAUUUUAAAAUUAUAGUUUGUGGUAAAAAAAAAUCAGCUUCUUUAUCAAUAAAUAAGAGAUUUAGAACUUUCAAGUCAGCAGUUUUAUCAAUUUUGUCUGGAAAAUACAGAAGUCAAUAGGAAUCCACUAAACUGGAAAUUUUCAAAACAAACUAAGAACAUUCCCGUGGUUCUGCCAAAUUCAUCAAUUCA